AUGGCGACAGGCCAAGCCAUAGCUCCCGACAAUAUGGAGCGGCGUAUGUCUCACGAGUCUCUGGUUCAAGCCAAACAAGAAAUGGCUCAGAACAGCAACGGAGUUCGAAUCAAAAGUGGACACAUGUUGUAUGGCGAAGAAUUGGAAGAAUUCUGUUCCCAACGCGGGCUGUGUCCACUCUGUGGCCGCGUCAAAAUCAAACGCAAGGCUUUUAAAUUGUUCAAGAAAUCAAAAUGGGAAAACUUGACGGUCAAAUCGAGGACCACGGGCAAAUACAAAGUCUACAAGGGGUAUUGUUUGAGCGAAGGUUGUUUUUCAUUGGAUCAAGUCCGACGGAUUACUUCCACCAACGGAACGCAGCAUGCUCAACGACCGCGAUAUCCCAAACGAUGGAGCAGUGCGGAUGACAGUUAUCCAUUGGGAGACGAUGAUACCGUCUUUUCGCUCACGCCACCACAAGAACAUCGUUUCCCCACGGAAGAACUCAAGGAGGAACUCCGCCAGAAUCCAAAACAUGUGGACGAUCGGAUACCACUCUCGAUUGUUCAGGCAACGAUUCGAGAAUUGUCAAGCAAUGAAUCCAUCACGAUAUUAGAUCUUAGUAAAGUGGCCAUUCGGACCUCGGACAUGCGCAUGUUGGUUUCGUUUUUUGAAGAGAAUACCUUUUUGCGGACUCUAAUGCUCGAAAAUUGUUUGCUCGAUGAUGAGCAAGCCGUAUUGUUGGGAGGAGGAUUGGAGGCUGCCAGUGACAUGACUCUUACCAAACUGUAUCUCACAGAAAACAAGAUUGGGGAUUCGGGCUUGGAGUCCAUUUGCAAUUAUCUGGAGACUUCGAGUACAUUGGAAAAGUUUGAUAUUUCCAAGAAUGAAUGCAGCAGCAUGGGUGCGGUCAAGAUCUUCAAGGCCUUUUCUCAGAAUCCAUUAACCAAAAUUGUUGCUUUGAACUUGAGCCAUAACAAAAUUUAUGACUUGGACGAAGAUCAGUUUGGAAUCAAGACCUUCCUUACCAGAAACAGAACGCUUCGUGUCUUGAACUUGGAGGGGAAUGUCAUACAUGCCGAAGGAGUCAAGUCGAUCGCCAAGGGGAUUAUAUCGAAUACGAAUAGUACUCUCGAGAGACUAUAUCUGGGGUUCAAUUCGAUUGGGGAUGAUGGGGCUAUCAUUCUGGCCAAUGUUUUGGAAAGGAAUACAACGCUGACGUAUUUGGGACUGAUUGAGAAUGCCAUUGGGAAUCCAGGGGCCAAGGCCUUGUUAUUAGCGUUGGACACCAACAAGUACAUAUCGGAAAUUUCGGGAUUGUGGAGGAAUAAUAUAGAUCGACGAUUCAUUGUGGUGGCCAUUCGGCGGUUGCUUUUGGCAUCCGAUCGAAUAGCCAAGAGGCGGCGGCAACCAGAUAAUCCUAUGGAACCAGUGCGAUCGGCUCCUCCACCACGGGUGUCUAUUGCUCGACCGGCACCCAAACAACCGCAACCCGAACAACCCCAAUUCCCUCCGGAAGAUGAAAGUGCCGUGUCAGGAGAUGUUGGAUUUGGGACGCUCUCGUAUGCACCCAGCAUUGCCAGCUCGGUGCCAUCGCAAAUAACACCCGAUGGAUUCCCCAUGUCACCAUUGCGAAAUGACAGAAAUGGAAUAACAUCCAUGAAUGGCACGAGGAGUCCCAAAAAGUCCCCCAAGCGAGAUCCCAAUUUGCCAGUAGAUCGGCUGACAAUCUUUCAAAGUGCUCCACUCGCCUACUUUGACAAGAUAGCAGGAGCACAUCGAGGGAUUCCGUUGAUAGACUAUCGAGACGAAGAAAUGGUAGUGGCCCAAUCGGUUUCAUUUUCUGUGGAUUCAACAAUUGAAGUUUCCAUCAAGACGGCAACACCAGCCAAUCUGAGUAGUUUCUUGCAAGAGAAGGAUAAUCGAGUCCUUCACUUUUCAUGUCACGGACAUCCGGAUUACAUACCGUUGGAAAAUGGGUUUGGUUCGCUGCAUAUUCUACCGCAUGAAGGUCUUGCCAAGUUAGUGGCCGUCAAUGGUUCGAAUUUGCACACGGUGUUCGUUUCGUCUUGCCAUGCGCAUUCGAUUGGACAGGCGUUUGUCAAGGCGGGUGUCAAGCAUGUGGUCUGCUGUGAACGGGAAGACAAUUUUCAGGAUCCAGUGGCGUCUGAGUUUGUCCAAACCUUUUACCAGGCCUUGGCACGAGAUCUGACCCUUUUUCAAGCCUUUGAAAGCGCAAAAAAGGCAGUUGCCGCGUCCAUGCAUGCCACCAAUAAACGAAAUCUCUCAAAGAGAUUUCGCUUGUUGCCAGAAAUGGACGAAGUGGAAAACUUUCAUAAGGUUCCAGUCUUCUUUGCUGGCAUGCCUCCUCAAAGUCCUCUUGGAUUUUGGAAAAAGCAACCACAAUUACCCAAGCUGCCGAAACACUUUGUGGGUCGUGAAGUUGACAUAUAUGAUGUUCUACAAGCUCUUCGAGCCGAAGACAUGGUCCGUAUUAAUGGACCCCCUGGACAUGGAAAAGAAAGCGUCGUUGCAGCCCUGGCGGACUAUGCUAUUCUACGUUCAGAAGCCUUUGGUGUUGAUGGCGUUUUCUGGUUGCCUCCCAUGCCUGGAGUCGUCCCCGUGAAAGAUUCUCUGUACGGUGACCUAUGCCAAUGUGUUUCUACAUUGCAGGAUGCUCCAGAAGACAUCUGGGAUAAGAAUGAGCGCCUGAUGGAAUGCAGAGAUCGAAUAGAUAUUGAAAUGGAGAACAUGAAGCCUCUGUUGGUUGUCGAUGAUUCCUUGAUAUCCUUUGUUUCUGCUGGUGCGCAAACUGGUUUCGAAAGUUUUCUGAGCCACUUAAUGAAUACGUCUGCAGCCAAGGUCAUCAAGGUCAUGUCGGGGGGUGAAACACCUUCCGCUCUCUCUGGGAACUCUAUGAUUUCAUCGAGUUCCAAGAUAGAAGAGGCGAGCUUUGAAAUCAGUCCCCUCGACUUUCGGUCCACUGCCAAACUGUACGGAGGCAUUUCCAACUUUAUCUCGAGUAGUGGUUGUCCAGCCGCUCACACAGCUACAGAAUUUGCCGAACUAGCCGAGCCACCGUUUAUCACACGGGUAUCCAUGCCAUCCUCUGUGGUAUCACAACGUAGGUCCGACUUGUAUGCUCGUAUGGGGAGCGGCAUCCCGGCAGCAACCGUUGCUAUUGCGCAGGGCCAAAGCAAAAAAGCCUUCAUCGAACUCAUCAAGAUUGCCAACAUACCCGAAGUGCAUGUCGGGACGCUAGGGGCUCUGGAAAAGACUCUGGAGAAAAUGACACGAUUGCAGACUGCCGCCAUCAAGGAACGAAAUUAUCUUCGUGCUUUGGAUUUGGAUAGAAUAAUAGAGGAGAUUGAAGAGAUGCGUCCAGAGUUCCCAACUUUGGAAGAAUUGAAAAUGGAAGAGGAGGUUCUCAAGGCGGACCUCGCCGAAGCUAUUGGAAACAAGAAUUAUGACGAAGCCGCCAACAUCAAGAAAGAGAUGUUGCUACUCAAGAAGAAGAUUAGCCGGGAGCGAACAAACAACAACGGAGAUUCGGCAGGCGAAGCUACCGAUCGAAUGGAUGAAGUCCAACUGCAAAUCAAGAAUAUGAUCGAAGAUGUCAGGUUGGAAGAUUUGGAUGAAGCCGUGACUUUUGUUAUUGAAGGCGCAGACGGUACCAAAUGCAACUUUGUGAUUGAAGUUGGUGAAGUCUAUGACUUCCAGCCUACCUAUACUGCUAAUGGCGUUGUGGUUUGGGCCAAUGAAAGCUGUGCGUUGGGUGGAAAUCCCAUGCAUGACAAGUUGUUGGAAAAGGGAGGGCCCGCUUUGGUUAAUGACAUUGAAAGCCUUCCCAUUGUGACAAAGACUGGACACGGUCCAGUCCGCUGUGGAACUGGUAACGCUGUUAUUGUGGGACCCGAAAAGUAUGGCGAGCUGGGAACUCCGUGCUUGAUUCUGGCCGUGGGCCCACUCUCACCACACAACUCGGAAGAUGCUGUCGACGAUGACACGGAUAUUUUACAUCAUAUCAAAAUGAUGUUGCGAUCGAGUUACCGGUCCACCUUGAUUCUCGCGAGACACGCCGGCUUACAAGCCUUGGCAUUGAAUAUCUUGACUACCCGCAAGACAGGCAAGGCCUAUCACGAAACGGUCCAAAUGGGAUUGCAAACCCUGGUGGAAGAAGCCCAAUUCUGCACCGUCAAGCAAUACCAAGUCAUGGCCUCUUCGCCCAAUGAAGCUGCCUUGUUAGCAGGACUCAUGACCGAGAUGGGCUAUCAACGGCUAUCUGCAAAAACCUAUGAACUAUGA
Messenger RNA from Cylindrotheca closterium, 4284 nucleotides. Lineage: Eukaryota; Bacillariophyta; Bacillariophyceae; Bacillariales; Bacillariaceae. The record is from the annotation of a GenBank genome assembly.